CCCAAAACAACACACACAAACAAAGUUCACCUACUGCCUAAAACCCCGCAGCUUGAAUUGGGCGAAACCAGGGCAAAAAGAAAAGAUGAUUAUUCCUGUUCGCUGCUUCACCUGUGGAAAGGUUAUUGGAAACAAAUGGGACACGUAUCUUGAUCUUCUCCAAUCUGAUUACACUGAAGGGGAUGCUCUUGAUGCUUUGGCGCUCGUUCGUUACUGUUGCAGAAGAAUGCUUAUGACUCAUGUUGAUCUCAUUGAGAAGCUUUUGAACUACAACACAUUGGAGAAAUCUGAUACCGCAUGAGGCGCUCCUAUCUUGAUAAUGUUACUGGAUUGUAUCACUUGCAAUGUGAACAAGUGUACUUGAUGGUUAACUCUAUUGCUUUCUAGAACUAUUGUAGAAUGUAUUAGAAACAAGUAUCUUUAGCUUAAACUAUGUGGCAUCUAGCUAUGCAAGCAACGGUUAACUGCACAUUUGUCUUUGUUUCUCCGUGUUAAUUACCUGAACAUAUGAUUACUCAAGUGCUCUGAGAAGGUCAUGAUGAUCCUGGUUGCAUAAUCUGCGAUGCUACAUGCCUACAUGAUGAUCCUGGUUGCAUAUCAUAUAAAUGCAUACAUUAUACUUGAUUAUAUGAUUUCAUUACUUUGCCUAUAUGGAGUUUGUGCACUGUAAUAUGUGUGUAAUAUCAAAAGUUGGUUGUGUGA
Erigeron canadensis is the source of this 702-nucleotide messenger RNA. RefSeq names its product DNA-directed RNA polymerases I, II, and III subunit RPABC5. Gene Ontology annotation, molecular function: zinc ion binding; DNA binding; DNA-directed RNA polymerase activity. The record is from RefSeq and is a predicted model, not a curated record. The coding region runs from base 86 to 301 and encodes 71 amino acids. The transcript is spliced from 4 exons. NCBI's taxonomy places the organism in Eukaryota, Viridiplantae, Streptophyta, Magnoliopsida, Asterales, Asteraceae. Gene Ontology annotation, biological process: transcription by RNA polymerase I; transcription by RNA polymerase II; tRNA transcription by RNA polymerase III. Gene Ontology annotation, cellular component: RNA polymerase II, core complex; RNA polymerase I complex; RNA polymerase III complex.